CCCGGCUUGCCCGAGGCCCGGCAGGCAGGAGGCGGCGUUUCAGUCGCCGCCGCCGGCCCCGGCAUCAUGAACAUAGACGUGGAGUUCCACAUCCGGCACAACUACCCCUGGAGCAAGUUGCCAGCCAACGUGAGACAGAGUCUUGGAAAUUCCCAGAGAGAAUAUGAAAAGCAGGUGGUCCUGUACAGUAUUCGUAAUCAGUUACGGUAUAGAAAUAACUUAGUGAAACAUGUCAAGAAAGAUGAACGCAGAUACUAUGAGGAGCUGCUGAAGUACAGUCGAGAUCAUCUCAUGCUGUACCCUUACCAUUUAUCGGAUAUCAUGGUGAAGGGACUGAGGAUAACACCAUUUUCCUAUUAUACUGGGAUUAUGGAGGACAUCAUGAACAGUGAGAAAAGUUAUGAUUCAUUGCCCAAUUUCACGGCUGCUGACUGUCUCAGGCUUCUCGGCAUAGGAAGAAACCAGUACAUUGAUCUUAUGAAUCAGUGUAGAUCAUCGAAAAAGUUUUUCAGGAGGAAAACAGCCCGUGAUCUUCUACCAGUAAAGCCGGUGGAGAUUGCCAUAGAGGCAUGGUGGGUGGUGCAGGCUGGAUAUAUCACAGAGGAUGACAUCAAGAUAUGCACUUUGACAGAGAAAUGCACUAUUGAUAAGAUCAUCGAUUCAGGACCUCAGCUUUCCGGAUCACUAGAUUACAAUGUAGUACAUAGUUUAUAUAACAAAGGAUUUAUUUAUCUGGAUGUACCAAUAUCCGAUGACAGUUGUAUAGCAGUUCCUCCUCUUGAAGGUUUUGUAAUGAAUCGAGUACAAGGUGAUUAUUUUGAAACUCUGCUCUAUAAGAUAUUUGUUUCUAUAGAUGAGCACACUAAUGUUGCAGAGCUUGCAAAUGUUCUCGAGAUAGAUUUAUCUCUGGUGAAGAAUGCUGUUUCAAUGUAUUGCCGAUUGGGCUUUGCCCAUAAGAAGGGACAAGUAAUAAAUUUGGAUCAACUUCAUUCAUCCUGGAAGAAUGUUCCAUCUGUAAACAGAUUAAAGAGUACUUUAGAUCCACAGAAGAUGCUCCUAUCGUGGGAUGGUGGGGAAAGCAGGAGUCCCGUACAGGAAGCUUCAUCAGCUACUGACACCGACACAAAUAGUCAGGAAGACCCAGCUGACACAGCCAGUAUAAGCAGUUUGAGUCUGUCUACAGGAUAUACGAAGCGUAUUGCAUUCUUAUUUGACUCUACUCUUACUGCUUUUUUAAUGAUGGGAAAUCUUUCACCAAACCUGAAAAGUCACGCAGUCACAAUGUUUGAAGUAGGCAAACUCUCAGAUGAGUCUCUGGACAGCUUUCUUGUAGAGCUCGAAAAGGUUCAGAGCACUGGUGAAGGAGAAGCACAAAGAUAUUUUGAUCAUGCACUUACUCUGAGAAAUACAAUCCUGUUUCUGCGUCAUAAUAAAGAUCUAGUUGCACAAACUGCACAACCAGACCAACCUAAUUAUGGUUUUCCUCUGGAUCUCUUACGCUGCGAAAGCCUUCUUGGUUUGGACCCCGCGACUUGCAGCCGAGUUCUGAACAAAAAUUACACAUUGCUUGUUUCCAUGGCUCCACUCACCAAUGAAAUCCGGCCCGUCAGCAGCUGCACCCCUCAGCAUAUUGGACCAGCUAUCCCAGAAGUCAGUUCUGUCUGGUUUAAACUGUAUAUUUACCAUAUAACUGGGCAAGGACCACCAUCUCUUUUACUGUCCAAAGGUACAAGACUCCGAAAACUGCCAGAUAUAUUCCAGGGUUUUGAUCGAUUACUAAUAACAUCUUGGGGUCAUGAUCCUGGGGUAGUUCCUACGUCAAAUGUGCUCACGAUGUUGAAUGACGCUUUAACACAUUCUGCAGUUUUAAUUCAGGGCCACGGUUUGCAUGGGAUAGGAGAGACUGUCCAUAUACCAUUUCCAUUUGAUGAGACAGAACUACAAGGAGAUUUCUCGCGUGCCAACAUGGGCAUUCAUAAAGCGUUGCAGAUAUUGAGGAGCAAAGUCGACUUGCAGCACUUCUGUGGAUAUGUCACCAUGUUGAACGCGUCCAGCCAGCUUGCACAUCGAAAACUCAGUGAUGCUUCUGAUGAGAGAGGAGACCCUGAUUUAGCUUCCAGCUCAGAUGUAAAUGGGAGUACAGAGUCAUUCGAAAUGGUCAUUGAAGAAGCAAGCAUUGAUUUGGCGACAAAGCAAAAUGCUGGUGCCACCACAGAAGCAGAUUGGGUUCCUCUUGAGCUGUGCUUUGGAAUCCCACUGUUCAGUUCUGAAUUAAAUCGGAAGGUUUGUAGGAAAAUUGCUACACAUGGCCUUUGCAGAAAAGAGAGCCUUCAAAAUCUCUUACAUUCCAGUAGAAAACUCUCUCUGCAAGUUCUUAACUUUGUUCACUCAUUCCAGGAAGGUGCUUCAACACUGGAUAUUCACACGGAGCCCAGUUUUUCCAGUCUCCUUUCACAGUCAUCCUGUGCCGACGUUGGAGUGCCACUUCCUGCCAAAAACUUGAUAUUCAAAGAUGGCGUCUUAUCAGAGUGGAGUGGACGGUCACCCUCCUCACUUCUUACUGCUAAUCUCCAUUUGCAAUAAUUUGGUCACACCAUUUGUUGCUCACACUUUCUGCCUUUUUCUUUCUUAACGUUAGCUUUAUAGUGUUAGCCACUAAAAAUCAGCCUGCUGCUGCAGGGGAUUCCUGCUUGACCGAUAUUAAAAGUUUGGGGAACAUGUUCAUGUUUUCUGAAGUUUUGCUCUUUAUUGCACAUCUCAUUGCAACAAAGUGCUUUUUAGCAGCCAGCACUGCAUUUUUUACCUUGAGACAAUCUGCAUUUCUUUUAUAAAACUAAGAAUAUACUUUAUAGGCUUUAUAGUGACUGUUAGGUUUGUAAGCAGUCACUAUGAAUAUUGCAGUGGUAAUUUUAUAUGUUAGUUUAUCGAACAUAAAUCUUGUUUAAUUUUAUAUUUUGUUACCUACACUUUAGGGAUCAAAGGGAGAGAAGGAACUCUUCCUCUGAAAAGGCUUCUUGGUACUUCACGUAGUGAAUCUAUGAAACAGUACACAUCCAGUGUUGAGGAAUGAUAUGGGGCAUUAAAUUCCUGUGGAUGUCUGUAAAUUAUGUUUAUCAGUUAAACAUUGGUGAGGGAAUGGAUAAGUCAGCAUAGUUAUGUAGAACUUCACCUUGAUUUAUAAGGUCUUAAGUCAGACUGUGACUGUUCAUUGACAUCUCAUGAGGAGCUUUGGAAAAACAUUCUAUUUUUAAACAACGUUUAUAUGUAAACUUCUGUUGUCACUCACUUUGGGGCUUUAUAUUUUCAUAGAGUCUUUACAGAAAAAUAGAAUUUAUUUUCCACUCUCGUAGCUGCGUUGCUGCACGUUUUUACCGUGAUUUAUUUUGUGUUUCAUAGCGCUACCAAUGAAUUGUUAUGGGAGUUGAAUUUGUUGUUUUCAAACCAAGGAUUGUGAUUUUAGGUUAGGAUUAAAUUUUAGGAGCAUUAAGGUUGUGUCUUCAAGUCAGAACACUUUAGUGAUAAACCUGUUUUGAAGACAUAUUCUUAAGCAGUCUGGAUCUUAAAUUUAUGUGAAUAGUUUAGAGCAAAUGAGAAAGAAAAAUUGAAUAAUUACCAAGUGUUUCUUGAGUCAUUGAUUCUUUUAGUAUCUCAAAUGUUAACUAGAAUAAUUGGAAUCACUUUUCUGACUUUUCAGGCUACCUUCCUUGGGAAAUUUGUGCAGUGUUAUAGGUUAGUUUAGCUGCUCUUAUAGGGUAAUGGUUUGCUAGUUUAAAACUGUAACCAAACUAACUGGUCAGACAAUAUAUAUCUAAAACACUUAAAGCACUAGAAAAUUUGGGAAUGUUAUAACCUAAACAUUUUUGCUGGUAAUUUCUGUUAUUUAUAGAACUGAUAUUUGUGUAUUUAAUGUACUUCUGGAAAUAUAUGCCUUUCUAAAACUGUUAACAUGCAUUCUAUACCAUGGCCCAUAGAAUGAAAUAUUGUGGACCAGGUUACCUGUGGCACAGUGAGUGCUGCGUCUGGGCUAAGUUGUAGUGAGUAACGUUUAAUUUUCUACUUUGUCUUAGAUAAGGUAGAAACCAUGUGUAUGUCAUGUCUGUCUAUAACAAGAAAAAUAUAUACUAAUACUAAAGUAAUUUCUAUGACUGUGAAUCACUCAUUUAUUUUUCCAAUAAUUGAUACUGUACAUUCCUAGUGCUAGUAGGUAUAUAUGUAUGUGACUUUUAUAGGUUUUUAACUGAAAGUUGUAAGUAUUUCAUUUGAUCAGGGCUCUUUAAUCUCACUUUGCUUUGUUUGAAUUAACUGUAGUUAUUUUAUUUAUUCCUGUAUUGAUAAUAAUAACAGGAGCCAACCAUAAUGACAUGUAUACUAAUACAGAACUAAGCCUUUGGAGUUGUUGGCAGUGAACCCAGUUGGUGGUGGGUUGAAGGCUCUAACUAUGGCAGUGGUUUGCUGCUUUACUUCUUUUGAGAGAGAAUGGAAGAACAUACAGAACCAGAUAAUGGCCAAUUUUAGGGAAAGUACUGAGAAAACAAGAGGUCCACUCUGGUUUCUUGAGAGAGAAAAGAGCAAUCGUCUGAUUCCCAGCUGAAGCUCUCUUACACUCUUCUGGAGGGAGAGUCUGCCUUUUUAGAACUGUUAGCAAAAUGUGAAACACUGAUGUUUGUGCUUUGCUUGCUGAUUUGGCCUUGUUUCUUUUUUACACUAACUCAUGAAAAGCUGCAUCUCUUAACUCUUACCAGUUGAUCCAGUUCAUCAAAAAGAUAAAUUUAAAAUGUAGCUUUUGUUGUUUGCCAAAGAAAGUUCAUGGAAAUUUUUAUCCUUUUUCUUUUGUUUUCUUUUUUUUUUGCAAAUGUUGACAGUAAUUUUAUUUGGUUUCAUGCCACUUCCCCUCCUUUUUUCCCCACAUCUCCUAAAUGUAGCUUAAACCAUAGUGAACAUUCUAUAGAAACCAAGAGAACCAAGAGAAAUAAUAAAUUUCAAAAAGGUCAGAAUUUAGUAUGGUACAAUUUUACCUCUCAAAUGAGUCUAAAGAAAAUAAAACUGUAUCAUUAAAAAAUAUGAUCAUCUGAUUUUCUUCCUUUUUUAAAAAUAUAUAAUCAGAUGUUUUUGUAUUUUGGGGGGAUAUUGGUUUCUUUUACUUGAUGUUUUCAGUUUUCUCUGCCAUUCAUGUUUCUUUUUUAUGUUCAGUGUUUCAAAUACAAUUUGUAUUUAAAGAUUUUAAAGUACCAAAACCGUCACUGAGUACAGUGGAUUGUUUUCUGUUAUGAUGUUAAUAUCAUACAAUGAAAUGUAUAAAGUGUUGUCAAUUUGAUUAUUGACACAUGUAACAUGUUUACAAAUAAACUAUGGUGUUGAUCAAGUUA
Tupaia belangeri chinensis (Chinese tree shrew) is the source of this 5366-nucleotide messenger RNA. RefSeq names its product family with sequence similarity 91 member A1 (gene FAM91A1). The record is from RefSeq and is a predicted model, not a curated record. The transcript is spliced from 24 exons. NCBI's taxonomy places the organism in Eukaryota, Metazoa, Chordata, Mammalia, Scandentia, Tupaiidae. Gene Ontology annotation, cellular component: cytoplasmic vesicle; trans-Golgi network. Bases 67 to 2583 code for a protein of 838 amino acids. Gene Ontology annotation, biological process: intracellular protein transport.